UCGGGCGUCAUUGAAGAGUAAUAAAAUGUCUAUGUUUGCAAAUCUUGAACAGGGAUAUCCAUCAGGUUCAGCUCCUAAUGAAUAUCCUUGUCACUGGAAACUUGGCUACUAUACCUCAUUUUGUAAAGGGUUAUAUGAACAGUUGAAGGCUGACCAGUUCACAGACACACAGGUAACAGUGGGAAAUAAAACCUUUCAUUGCCAUAAGGUCGUUCUCUCUUCCAUGUCACCAUUUUUCGAGGCUAUGUACUUGUCUGGUAUGAUCGAGGCACAGAGUGGAAACGUCACGCUUCAGGACAUAGGCACUGAAACAUUUGAGCUGAUUCUUUCCUUCGUUUAUUGUGGCCAAGACAUCGUUACAGCCGACAAUGUUGAUAGUAUACUUAAAGCUGCUACAAUGCUUCAGAUUUAUUGUUUGCGAGAAAGAUGUGAAGAAUUUAUUGGUGACCACAUAGAUGUUGACAAUUGUAUAGCAGCUUGGAAGCUAGCAUCAUCACAUGGUUGCGGACAGCUAUCAAAGAAAGCUUUUGCUUAUAUAAUACACAAUUUUGCUGACGUUUGGUCGACAGAAGAAUUUCAAGAACUUGAUAGUGAUGAGAUUGUUGAAAUAAUAAAAAGCAAUGAUCUUAUCACACCUGAUGAAGAAACUGUGUGUGAGGCGGUUUUGAAAUGGUUGAAAUACGAUGCUGAAUCAAGACAGAAACAUGUAGCAAAGUUAUUUGAACACCUUAGACUUCCGCUUAUGCAACCAGAGUACCUUGUGGAAAGAUUAGAUGCCGAGGAACUCGUUUCGAACAGCCAUGAGUGCAAAGAAUACAUCGAGGAAGCAAAGAAGUAUCAUCUGCUACAAUCAAGAAGACAAGAGUUCGUUUCUGCACGACUUGCACAUCGUAACCACGGUGAAUACACAGAAGUUAUCAUAUUCAUUGGUGGUAACCUUCACCCGGAGAGGACUUCUACAGAUAUUUGGUGUUACAGCUUACACAAAAGAAAGUGGACUCAUUUAAAUCAAACGCCAUAUGAAUUAGGUGUCGAGUUCGCGAUUUGUCCACACGGAAAUGCAAUUUUUGUAUCUGGGGGAAGCGAAUAUACGAAUAGCAUGAUCUACUAUUUAACAACUCAAAACAGUUGGUACAUCUGCAGUAAAAUGCUCAUCGGUCGCAGACGUCACUGUAUGGUCAGCCAUGGCGAUUUUCUGUACGUCCUUGGUGGAUUUGAUGACGAUGAAGACGAGGAAAGGUUUAGCACAUUGCUUAGCGUCGAGAGAUUUGGUGUGACCUCGGGUACAUGGGAGGACUUCGGUUAUCUCACCCUUCCAGUUCGGUCUGCAUCAGCUUCUGUAAUUCAGGGCAAAAUUUACGUCUUCGGUGGCAUUGACGGCGACGGCGUCUGUUUGGACACCAUUCAGUGCUUUGAUACUCGUUCAAGGGAGUGUACAUUGCUCAAUAAAUCCUUACCUAUGGCCGGAAUGAUAUCAAGCGUUGUUGUCAACCAGAUUACAUAUCUCGUGUUUCCAAACGGAAAAGUAAUGAAAAUGACACCCAAUGAGGAGAUUGAAGAUGCAGGAACGAUUCGGAAUUUUGAUAGAUGUGGCUUUGGAAUUGUUCAGCAUGCAGGAAAAUUGAUAGUGAUGGGUGGAAUUGAUUCAGUAGAGAUUCAUGAUGAAUUCAUACAGUUUGAUAUUGAACAACACGAGGGAACCUCAAUGGAUCAUCAACUAGUGCGUCCAAUGUUCGGGUUUGGCUGUGUCAAAGCAACUUUGGCAAAAACAAUACUUAAAUGAAAGUCAAGAAUGAAAUAUUGAUAGAUGCUUAUUCGCUAUCGAUAAGUAAAUAUUAAUUUUGGUGUUAAAGUCUUAGAGUACCACAUGAUAUAUUCAAGUGUAACGAAAACUUGACACUUUCUUUAAUAACACUGAAUGUUGGUUAUAUAUUCGGAGAUUAUUUUCACAUUAUUUGAUAUAACUUAUUGGUUUUGUACCUAUUCUUUUACCUUUUUUUAUCGUGUUUAGUAGGUGCUACAAUGGAAAUUUAACCUUCUACUUAGUUCACAUGGUUCCUCUAUGUGUUGACUGGUUGCAUUGUUUUAUAAAUCAGGGCCACGGUCAUACAUUCUCGAUUUAAUUACUAUUAGGAUUGGUGAAAAAAUGAAGAAUGAACCAUGUUAAAUAUUUUUUUUACUUUGUGAUAA
Molecule: messenger RNA, 2190 nt
Organism: Mya arenaria
Lineage: Eukaryota; Metazoa; Mollusca; Bivalvia; Myida; Myidae
Product: kelch-like protein 24
Exons: 2
Coding region: 26-1783 (585 amino acids)
Molecular function (GO): protein binding
Source: RefSeq, a predicted model, not a curated record